Amorphotheca resinae ATCC 22711 is the source of this 1377-nucleotide messenger RNA. RefSeq lists its product as hypothetical. Gene Ontology annotation, molecular function: transmembrane transporter activity. Lineage: Eukaryota; Fungi; Ascomycota; Leotiomycetes; Helotiales; Amorphothecaceae. Gene Ontology annotation, biological process: transmembrane transport. Gene Ontology annotation, cellular component: fungal-type vacuole membrane. The record is from RefSeq and is a predicted model, not a curated record. Bases 1 to 1377 code for a protein of 458 amino acids. The transcript has 3 exons.
AUGAGCAUCGCUUCUCCGUACUGUUCCAAAGAUCGCGCGGUCGUUCAUCAACGUGAUAGCUCAAGCAUCGAAUUGGCAGAUCCUAACCAGACGCCACACUCCGAUGACGUAGAGAGAGGAACUGUAGUUGGAGGAGAGCAGGAAACGACCCUGCCACGAGCUGAUGGCGGAAAGAAUGCUUGGUUAUUCUUAGCUGGUUGUUUUGUAUUCGAAGCUUUGGUUUGGGGGUUUCCAUUUUCCUUCGGGGUGUUUCAGUCAUUCUAUACAUCACACCCUCCAUUCAACGACCACCCGAGUGGGAUUGCCAUUAUUGGCACCUGCUCCACAGGGGUUAUGUAUUUCUUCGCACCUAUUUCACUCUACGCCCUCGAAGCUUGGCCCUCAAUCCGUCGCCUUUCCUCCAUCCUCGGUCUCAUGAUAAUUGUUUCGGCGCUCCUCGCAUCCAGCUUCGCCACCCGCGUCUGGCAUCUCAUCCUCACCCAGGGCAUGCUGUACGGCAUCGGUGGUAGCUUGUUAUACUCGCCUACGAUGUUCUACCUCGACGAAUGGUUCAUUCAGAGAAAGGGGCUGGCCUUCGGCAUUAUGUGGGCCGGCACUGGGACCUCUGGCGUUAUCUUCCCCUUCCUCCUCACCGCCCUCCUCAAUGCCUACGGCUUCCGCACCACCCUCCGCGUCUGGUCCUUAACCAUGCUUAUCCUCUGCACGCCCCUAAUCCACUUCGUCAAGGCGCGGGUCCCCGUCCCCUCGCUCUCUCUUCCCCGGCGACCCAUCUCCCUCUCCUUCCUCACAAGCCGCGUCUUCCUCUCCUUCCAACUCGGCAACAUCCUCGAAUCCCUCGGCUUCUUCCUCCCCUCCAUCUACCUGCCCAGCUACGCGCGGGCUCUCCACCUCCCUCCCACCACCUGCUCCCUCCUCCUCGCCUUCCUCAACGGCUCCUCCAUCGCCGGCGCCAUCGUCAUGGGCCACCUCUGCGACCUCUUCCCCGUAACCUUCAUCAUCGCCCUCUCCACCCUCAGCGCCUCCCUCUCCGUCUUCCUCCUCUGGGGCCUCUCCUCAUCCCUCCCUUCCCUCCUCCUCUUCGCCUCCCUCUACGGCCUCUCCGCCGGCGGCUUCAGCGCCAUCUGGACCGGCAUGAUGCGCGCCGUCCAGCGCGCCGACCCCCUCGCCACCCUCGCCACGCUCAUGGGUCUGUUCUCCGCCGGCCGCGGCAUCGGCGCCGUGCUGUCGGGGCCUCUGAGCGAGCUUCUGCUCGCGGCGGAGCCGCUCCGCGGCGCCCCCGCAGCUUAUGCGAGCCCUUACGGUCCGCUGAUUCUAUUCACGGGCGUGAGCGCCCUGCUGGAUCUUGUUUGCUUGGGCGCGGGGAGGCACAGGACGUGA